Molecule: messenger RNA, 782 nt
Organism: Gamsiella multidivaricata
Lineage: Eukaryota; Fungi; Mortierellomycota; Mortierellomycetes; Mortierellales; Mortierellaceae
Exons: 2
Coding region: 69-656 (195 amino acids)
Source: RefSeq, a predicted model, not a curated record
UCCAGCAACAACAGGCAAUCCAAUACCAACAAUUGCAUUCUCAUCUCCCGCAUCCACAUCAACCACCCAUGCCUCAGAGCCCCAACAACUCGCAGUCGAUGGGCUCGCCUGGUUCCCCUGGUCGGAUGCAGAUACAGAUGCAGAUGCCAACAUCUGUGGCCGACCCAAGGACAGGAAUGAUGAUGCAGAUUUCUCAACAGCCGUAUAUCCCUGCAGAAGUAUCCGCAGUAUACGACCCCAACGUCGGACCUAGGAAAGGCUAUGCGAUGUUGCAGUCUAUCUCUGUGGAUGCUGAGGACAGGUCGUUCAUGAUGAGCUUGAGCACAGACACGUUCGCACACAGCAUUGCAAUUAACCAUCAGGUGUCGACCAUCACUGUGGUACCGCUCUUGGCGCCGCAACUGGCGUCUAUUCAGCAGCAGGUCGGUCUGUCUGUGUUUCAAAAUGGGAGGAAGCUGCAGCCAACGGGACUCGUGGCGCAACCAUCAUCCCCUUCGAUCGGACAUCAUGCGUAUACGAUCCAGUUGAUCUCUGGACAGAAUACGAUCGACGUAUGGAUCAGCGCUCAGGUUGGAGGACUCUUCCAGGGGGGCAUGCCAGGCGGCAAGCUGGAGACACAGCAGUUUUAUCUGUUUAUUCAGCGCAAUAGCGUUUAAUUUUUUUUUUCGUCCGAGCAAAGGAGGGACGGAAGGAUCGAAGAGGGACCAAGAAAGAAGCAAUAAUAAUGCAGCCAUGGCAUAGAAGCUCAUGAAAUAAAAAGAAACAGAAAGACAAAAUAGGCG